Molecule: messenger RNA, 1181 nt
Organism: Vitis vinifera (wine grape)
Lineage: Eukaryota; Viridiplantae; Streptophyta; Magnoliopsida; Vitales; Vitaceae
Product: stress-response A/B barrel domain-containing protein UP3
Exons: 1
Coding region: 168-953 (261 amino acids)
Source: RefSeq, a predicted model, not a curated record
UUUUAUAUUUUUAGUUCAAGUACAACGUAUUGGAAUUUGGAAUUUUUAUGCUGACGCGCCAGAGAGGCGCGUGAGAGGCAUAUAUCUGAGAGCACAUAGCAUUAUAGCAAAACUCCAAUCAGCAUCAAACGCUUAUCAUCCAUCUAGAAGCUGCUGAUACAAGCGCAAUGUUAGGUUUGAAAGUACGGACACUCUUCUUCUCUCCACUCUCUUCUUCCCCCAAGCCUCAUCUCAAGCCCUACUCGCUAUCCUCACCGUCCAAUUUCUGUAUCAGGAUGUCGUCGUCGUCAGCAUCGUCGCAGAUCAUCGAACACGUCGUCCUCUUCAAGGUCAAGGACGAGACGGAGCCGGCGAAGGUCGCCGGCAUGAUGUCCGGACUUAACGGCCUGACCUCUCUCGACCAGGUACUCCACCUCUCGGCCGGGCCCAUCCAUCGCAACCGAUCGUCGAUGUUCAAGUUCACUCACAUGCUUCACAGUCGCUACAGCUCCAAAGAAGAUCUGAGCGUCUACUCUGGGCAUCCAAGCCACAUGAGCGUGGUGAAAGAGUUGGUUUUGCCUAUCUGCGAGGACGUGAUGGCCGUCGAUUGGGUGGCUGACAAUAUUUCCGGUCCGGUGGUGCCGCGGCCUGGGUCGGCGAUGAGAUUGACGUUCAUGAGGUUGAAUGAGGGUUUGGGAGAUGAGGAGAAGGAGAAGGUCUUGGGAGCGGUCGGGGAGAUUAAGGAUUGUCUUGGAUCGUUGGAUCAGAUGACUUAUGGUGAGAAUUUCUCGCCCGCGAGGGCCAAAGGGUUUUCGAUUGCGUCGAUCGCGAUCUUUCCGGGAUUGAAUGAAUUAGAGGCCUUGGAUUCAAAUCCGGAAGUGGUGCAGUUGCAAAAGGAUAAGGUUAGGGACCUUUUGGACCGCGUGAUUGUGCUGGAUUACGUGGUUCCACCACCGCAAUCUGCUAGCCUUUGAUGAUCACUCUAGCUAAGGUUGUAUGGCUUCAUGUUCUCACUUCUCACUUACAUGGAUUUGGUAGCUUUUCAAAUAACGCUUGAUUUUGGAUCAUGAUGUAACACACACAACUUCAAGUGUGAAAGACAUUAUGCUUAUUUUAUUUUUCUUAAUGUUCUUGCCUCACCUUGUGUUGUCUCGGCAUACUGAGCAAGGAAAUUUGGAAAUACCAAAAUGGGGCUUUUAUGA